This is a messenger RNA of Indicator indicator, 1184 nucleotides long. It is a transcript of the gene AIDA, whose product is annotated as axin interactor, dorsalization associated. Gene Ontology annotation, biological process: determination of ventral identity. The transcript has 10 exons. The record is from RefSeq and is a predicted model, not a curated record. NCBI's taxonomy places the organism in Eukaryota, Metazoa, Chordata, Aves, Piciformes, Indicatoridae. Gene Ontology annotation, molecular function: phosphatidylinositol binding. The coding region runs from base 1 to 921 and encodes 306 amino acids. Gene Ontology annotation, cellular component: membrane.
AUGUCGGAGGCGGCCCGGAGCCUCCUGCAGCGCUGGGGCGCCAGCUUCAGGAAGGGCACCGACUUCGACUCCUGGGGGCAGUUGGUGGAGGCGAUCGACGAGUACCAGAUAUUAGCGAGGCAUCUACAGAAAGAGGCGCAGUCUCAGCACAACAAUUCGGAAUUCACAGAAGAUCAAAAGAAAACCAUAGCUAAAAUUGCAACAUGCUUGGAACUGAGAAGUGCAGCAUUACAGUCCACCCAAGCACAGGAUGAAUUUAAACUUGAGGAUCUGAAGAAGUUGGAACCAAUCUUAAAGAAUAUCCUCACUUACAAUAAGGAGUUCCCCUUUGAUGUUCAGCCUGUCCCACUCAGGAAGAUUUUAGCACCUGGAGAAGAGGAACACUUGGAGUUUGAGGAGGAUGAUGAGGAAGGAGGAGCUGGAGCAGGGUCUCCAGACUCUUUUCCUGCUAGAGUUCCAGGUACUUUAUUACCCAGAUUGCCAUCUGAACCCGGGAUGACAUUACUCACUAUCAACAUAGAGAAAAUUGGUCUGAAAGAUGCUGGGCAGUGCAUUGAUCCUUACAUCACAGUCAGUGUAAAGGAUUUGAAUGGGAUAGAUCUGACUCCUGUGCAAGAUACUCCUGUGGCCUUGAGGAAGGAGGACACAUAUGUCCAUUUUAACGUGGACAUUGAGAUUCAGAAACACAUUGAGAAACUAACAAAAGGUGCAGCUAUUUUCUUUGAAUUCAAACACUACAAACCUAAGAAGAGGUUUACUAGCACCAAGUGCUUUGCUUUCAUGGAGAUGGAUGAAAUUAAACCUGGGGCAAUUGUCAUAGAACUGUACAAAAAACCCACUGACUUUAAAAGGAAGAAAUUGCAGCUGUUGACCAAGAAACCACUUUACCUUCACCUCCAUCAAACGCUGCACAAGGAGUGACCCUAGCUGUGAGAUUUCUGUGAACUGAACCACCAGUCAUGGUAGCUGUGUGUAGUAGCCUUAGCCUUGGAGGGGCGGGAGAACACCUGUAUUGAUGCCAGUAGGUCAGACGGGACCAUCACACGCUGCACAGCACUGCUCCAGGGGCAGAGGCAAGCCUCUCAUUCAAGUGCAAGAUUAUUUCAGUACUUUCCAGCUAGAGGUUUUUCUGAGAGCCCUGAAAUAUGUUGACUGCUUUUCCUAAUUUUGCUGUUCAUCAUGUU